This is a messenger RNA of Nematolebias whitei (Rio pearlfish), 899 nucleotides long. It is a transcript of the gene dio2, whose product is annotated as iodothyronine deiodinase 2. The transcript has 2 exons. Lineage: Eukaryota; Metazoa; Chordata; Actinopteri; Cyprinodontiformes; Rivulidae. The record is from RefSeq and is a predicted model, not a curated record. Gene Ontology annotation, molecular function: thyroxine 5'-deiodinase activity.
AUGGGCAGCGCGAGUGGAGACCUGCUCGUCACACUCCAGAUUCUGCCAGGCUUCUUCUCCAACUGCCUCUUCCUGGCUCUGUACGACUCCGUGGUGCUGGUGAAGCGCGCGGUGACGCGCUCGAGCCGCACGCGCCCCGCGCGCCGCGGAGAGUGGCGCCGCAUGCUGACCGCCGAGGGGCUGCGCUCCAUCUGGAACAGCUUCCUGCUGGACGCGCACAAGCAGGUGAAACUUGGCUGUGAGGCACCAAACUCCAAGGUGGUGAAGGUUCCUGAUGGACCCCGGUGGAACAGCACUAUCAGUAAUGUGACUAAUGUCCCACGAGGCACCAGAAUCCAAACCGAGGACGAAUGCCGCCUUCUGGAUUUUGAAUCAUCCGAUCGCCCCUUGGUGGUCAACUUUGGCUCGGCCACCUGACCCCCCUUCAUCAGCCACCUUCCUGCUUUCCGGCAGCUUGUGGAGGACUUCAGUGACGUGGCAGAUUUUCUGCUGGUUUACAUCGAUGAGGCUCACCCAUCUGACGGCUGGGUGGCCCCUCCGAUGGGGCCCUGCUCUUUUAGCUUCCGCAAACACCAGAACCUGGAGGAAAGAAUGGGAGCUGCUCGCAAACUCAUCGAGCACUUCUCCCUGCCACCUCAGUGCCAGUUAGUGGCUGACUGCAUGGACAAUAACGCUAAUGUGGCUUACGGCGUGUCCAACGAACGGGUGUGUAUAGUGCACCAAAGAAAAAUAGCCUACCUGGGAGGGAAGGGACCAUUUUUUUACAACCUGAAGGAUGUGCGGCAGUGGCUGGAACAGAGCUACGGUAGACGAUAGGAGUAUUGAAGAACAAGACAGACGAGGACGUGCUCCUGUUUUUAAUGGCUGGAAACAAGAUCUAUUUGCUUUGCAAGAAAAAA